Molecule: messenger RNA, 474 nt
Organism: Penicillium coprophilum
Lineage: Eukaryota; Fungi; Ascomycota; Eurotiomycetes; Eurotiales; Aspergillaceae
Exons: 1
Coding region: 1-474 (157 amino acids)
Source: RefSeq, a predicted model, not a curated record
AUGGGGAAGGAGGAAAAGGGAGUGAUUGCCCUUGAUGCGUUCCAGCGGCCAGUCCGCUGGAUUUUGACCAGUUCCACCCUUUCGUCUCUUGGCAGCGUAAGGAUUGUGACGGAUAUGAUAAUAAUCAGUCCGUACGAGGCUCGCUGCCUUCUUCCAGCCAUUCGGCACUCAACAGCAGUGACCCUCCACCAAUAUGCGCCCCGGCAGAGCUGUACCUUCGAUUCGCUCGACAAGCUCUGCCUGCACAGCAUUCCAGAGAGAGCAGUUGCCAUCGAGGUCCCCGAUGCGCUUCGGAUGGAGCUGAACCUUUUUCAGGGCAGCUCUAUCUCGAGUCGUAUUCGGAGUACCAACGACUCUGCGCUUUUCUUGGUUUGGCUUCGGUUGCAGCGCAUGAGGGCCUGCAUGUUGAUGUCGAUGGCUUCAUCAGAAGCGGAGGUCCGGCGUCAUCGUCGCCUUUCCGGCAGAGCCCGGUGA